This is a messenger RNA of Xyrichtys novacula (pearly razorfish), 19947 nucleotides long. The record is from the annotation of a GenBank genome assembly. Lineage: Eukaryota; Metazoa; Chordata; Actinopteri; Labriformes; Labridae.
CCUGCGCGCUCCCGCUCCACACUCACCUAUUCGAACUUCACACAGUCUCGUGCACGGUGACUCAGCCGCGCCGACUCUCCAACGUUUAUUUCUGAAAGAGGAAAAAAAACGACUUUUUGAGGAUAUUUUUGAUUUUUUUUCCACCUUAAAUUGACGGUUUGAAGUUUUUUUUAAGCUCUCCGGUAAAAGUUGAAGAAUGACAGAGAAAGUUGAGCGAUAAUGUCGGAGGGAAAUCGAGUUUGUCGUGUGUGAGAGCGAGCUGACGGACGUUAAAAGGACCGAAUAAGAGGAGCGUUGAUUAACAAUGAGGUGAGUACGUUUUAUUUUACUGUUUAUGACUCUACUAAGAAUUUUCGCCUUUUAACUGUUGAUUUAUAACCCUAUAACGUCGUUCAUUUCACCCCCUUUACCUCCAAUGACUUAACCGUUUUGAUGUAAUGUUAACUAACAACUCUCAUUAACUCAUCGUACGAAGUUUGAGAUUCAGAGGCGUCUUUUCAGGACAGAAAUUCAACAAAAACUGUAAUUUUAUUGUAUAUAUGUUUUUACAUUAAGGUUACCAGCUUAUUAAAGUUACUUCUACUGAGUUUGCGCCUGUUUCCAUCACCCUUAACACAAGUAAAAGCAGUCAAACCAUAAAGAUAGUUUGAUUAACAAAAUAACUGAUAAACUUUGCUGUUAUAUUUUGCAUUAAAUAUUGCCUUUAUGUUCAGAUCUGUCUUAUAAUUUGUCUUAUAAUUUUAUAAUAAUAUAAAAUCAAUAGCUAUCUUUUUUGUUUCUAUAUCUUAAACAAGCCCUGAAAAAUACAGAAAAAUUGGGAUAAUGUGCAACAUCUGUCCUAGAAGUAAUAAAAAUCCGAGGAUCUGAUGUAUGGGAGCCCAAAGUGGACAUUCAUCCACACUUUUAAGUUGAUUUUAGUUGUUUAAUUUCUUCAGAUGAUCAUUACUUGUGAUCACAGAGUCCCAAAAGCGCAAAACAAACAAAGAAGUAAGUUUGAUGAGGCAGCAUGGCGUGUUGUUUUCACCAGGGGGUUUGACAAUAUCAGAUUUUCACAGCACACUCACAUCGUAAUGGAAACACAGCUAGUAGAAUUAAAGAGGGUGGAGCGACAUACCAGUAUAUAGCAGAGCGAAUAGAAGUGCCUUUCUUCAUGAAGACCCACAUUAAAUUCAUUACGUUGCUAUCCAGGAAACUGCCAGGAUCGUACUUAGGUCAGCAGAGGAAGCAUUUAUAGUUUUUGAGGUAUCAAUGGACCAUUCAAGGACAUGAGACCAUAGCCUACCUACACACAUCCAAAACCAACUUUCAUUUACUUAUUUAUUUUUUUGACACCAAAUAUACCGAUACAGGCAAUAACAUCGGUUAUUGUCGUAAAUUUCGGUAUUGGUAAAUUUUCAGUUUAUCGCCCAGUCCCACUGCAAAGACAACGAAAUCAGUUAGGGUCAGCUUCAACAAAAUGCUUAAAAAAAAGUUAGUUAAUGCCAAAAAGAGACAUGACUCUGUAGUGGAAAUCACUGCAUAGGCUUAAAUUCUCACCAGCAUCCACAAAUACAGGUUAAAGCUAGGGCCUGACUGAUUUAUCGGCGAUCCGAUUAAAUCGGCCAAUUUUUUUGAUUUUUGAGACUAAUCGGCCAAAACUCGCAGAGUUUCGCCGAUAUUUUCAGAAAUAAAAUGUGGAGAAUAAGAUUUGGUUUCUCAUCGAAAAUGUUCCGCUAUUUGAGAAGUUCCCUAACUUAUCCUGACAUGACCUCAUGACGAUCUUCAUCCACUAACUACCUCACAGCACAGCAGAGUGACGGUAAAUAAACCAGUUUGUGAAAUACACAAUAAGUCAACAAUUUUUAGUUCAACCCACUUCACGAUGUUCCCUGCUGUGCUGGUCUUGGUCACCCCGAUUUAAGGUGUUUACACACCGAAGCCGACACGAAUGUAGAAUGUGAAAUCACGAAAUAUUCAGAGGCGAAUUUUGACACCUGACUAUACACGUCAAGCCCGAUGCGAUUUUGCGACUUUCCAACGGUCAGCACUUAUAGCCAAUCAGAGGCGUAGGAGGGUGGGACUGUCCCGAGUGGAAGCGAGAGGACAAAAACGGAGUCUACUUCAACUUCAAGUGAUGGCGAAUUGAUACUCCUUUUGCUUUCUCAAAAGAAAAAGAAACGUAGCACAUGGGUGCAGAAGAGAACUUGGUGAGUGUCACUGCUUGGUUCAAGAGCUGAAACUGGACAACGGUCGCUGAUUGUUUUCCAGUUCUGAUUAGACACUAGUGUUGAGAUGGCUUUCUGUCAUGAUAGCAAAUACUGAGUCGGGGCCAGUACCAGAUAAGCACGUGAAACUAUGGUAACAACCCUUAACUUACGUUAGCACAGAUGAAAAGUUAAAACAACGACGUUUAGCAAACUGUUAAAGCACACAAACGUUGAAAACGCUUUUCUGGUCCGAGUUUGACCACUCGGUCUUCCUGUCGGCGUGAAGAGCAGUAGCCUACAGUAUAUCUACAGUAUAUAUAUUUUUCAUAACUUCAUAGAAAAUUUAAAAAAAUCAGCCGAUUAAUCUGUAAUCAGAUUUUUUCCCCCUAAUAAUCGGUAUGGGUAUCGGCCCCAAAAAAUCCAUAUCGCUCGGGCCCUACUUUUAAGCACACCACAAGAUUUAUUCAACAAACAGUUAACCACAUUUUAAAAAAAAAAAUACAUGAUCAUGAGAUAAAAGAGGAGAAAAUCUGGACAAAAGUGGCACUUGGCUUUUUUCCUCAUUAUGUAGCUAGCAUGUUUCGGGGACUAAGCAGUGCCAGCCAGGACCGUUGUCAUCAUUAAUUUCUUAGGAUGUUAGGAAGCAGGAAUGAUAUAUCACGCCUCUGAUUGGAUUUUGUAUGGAAUCCCAGAGCGGACAUACAUCCUUACAUUGUGUUUACUCUCUUAUCUCUCUGAUAAUGAGAAACCUCACAUGGUUUACUCUAGAUUAUGACUUUUCUUUUUCAUUAUCUCAAGGCAACAGCGCUUGUUUUCUCAUGAUAACAGGUGAAUUUUGCUGCCAUUGAUCACAUUAACUUUGAAGAUACAAGUUAUGAUCAUCUCAUCUUAUGCUGGUGCAGAGAUUAUCUAAACUGAUUUUGAAAACAAAGGGGGCAAUUUAGUUCGAGGAGAGUCUUGUUUUUCAUUCCAAAGAGAUCAAAAUGUUGAAAAAAGUAGACAGAGGAAGACGACACCAGCAACAAUAAUUCACUGUAACAUGACCAGACAGUGUCUUUGCUUCAUAGAAGGAUUAAAGUAAGUUAUUGUCCAGGCACUGAAAAGAAACCAGGUUAUUGUCAAGUACGAAAUAGCACAGGAAGUGCACUCCAGGUGAGAAGAUAAAUCAUGAGGAACCACGAGUUUAACCGUCUUUAUCAAAUCAGAUUUGAACCUCUAUCAGAAAGAGAAAGCAGGAUAAUUAGAGAGACAACGUGUGAUCAUGUCCGCUCAAACUUUCACCUCAUGUUCCAGCGGCUACAGAAGCAGAUCAGUGCAAAACCUCUGCAUGAAUAGAAAAAAUGUUUUUAAUGUGCGCUGGGCGCGUCGCUGUCAUGUCAUUCCGGUCCACGCCUGAAUGAAGUGUGUGUCACUGGGGAAGAGCUCGCAGCCAGACUAACUCGUUCCUGCGUAAUGGGGAAGUAACUAGAAAGAGACGGUAAUUUAAAUGGUAUUGAAACAAUGCAGGGGUAUGACCGCCGCGCUGGGAACAUUCGACCAUUAGACUCAGCUGAGAAGAACAAGGAAAAAAAUCAUCUUUAAUCUUUGCAGAGAUUGUUGUAUUGUUUUCUCUGUUAUGUAAUAUUUGAAUCAACAAACAGAGGACUGAUCAGAUACUGAAUCUAUUAUAAAUAUGAUGUUAUCAGUGUUGAUGAACGGGUUUCUUGAAAAAGCAUAGAUCAGCCUCCUGAUUCUUCUUUCUGUCAGUGGGCAGUUAAAGGCUCCUGCUCGCUCGUAUAAUUCUAAUAAAAUUCAGAUAUAAUGCAGAUAAAUACUUCAACGUGAAAGUCAAAAGCAUUGGUGCUACUGUAGAUGCCAACAGACUACCAGCAAACACAAUGUUUGCAGGACUUCUACAACUAGGAUAAAGUGACAUAGUCCAGGACCCGAGGGAGGACAGUUUAGCGACGGCGCUACAACACGCUACAGCAGGUCCGUUUGACAAGAAACACUUCUGUUACAGACACUUGGCUUACUUUGUUAAAGAGGUUUACCUGUCCAGUAGAAAGGGAACAUUGUGAAGUGGGUUGAACUGAAACUUGUUGACUUAUUGUCUACUUCACAAACUGGUUUAUUUACCGUUGAGGCGGACCACUCUCCUCCGUGCGUCCCUGAGCUGCCUGCUUCAGAUCCAUCACUCUGCUGUGCUGUGAGGUAGUUCGUGGAUGAAGAUUGUCAUGAGGUCGCUGCGCCAUCUAGAGGAUAAGUCGGGGAUUCGUGAAUCCGAAUCUUAUUCUCUGCAUUUUAUUUCUGAAAAUAUCCGCAAAAAUCGGCGAGUUUUGGCCAAGUACCGACUAGUCUCAAACGGGCUAAAAUUGGCCGAUUUAAACAGCUCGCAGGUAAAUCGAUCGGGCCCUAGUCCUGAUACAACUUUCAACUUCCAAUACGAUACCAAUUUUGUAGCCUUCAAUAUUGGCUGAUACAGAUAUUGAUCCAAUAUUAGCACAGACUUGUGCAUGACAAGUUUUGCACUCAGCCGCAACAACUUUUUUGGAUUUGAACAAAACAUCACUCCUACUUCUUGCUAUUUUGUUCGUACCUCAGUUCACACUAAUGUUGUGAUUACGUCGUCUCUGCAUACUGGAUACAAUAGAGGUGCCGGAGCAGAAUCUGGAAUGGACUGCUUGUAUCGAAGUGCUGAUAUCGGAGAUUUAAGGUGCUGGCUGAUAUAAUCCGAUAUUCCAUUUUUUGCCGACACCGCUCCGAUAUCUGAUAUCAAUAUCGUAUCAGAACAUCCCAACUUGUAAACAAUCAAAUCAAGAAACCUCAACCUGCAAGCAGAAGCUAUUUCACUAAUGGAAAAUGUGUUUUGUCUGCUAAGGCUAAUUUUGAUUGAUUUUGUUUUGAUGAUGUUGUUAAUGAUGUUUUUUUUUUCGUUUGGCAGCAAGAUUCCUCUCCUACCCAGUAUGAAACAGCACCAAUCAAGGGAGCUCUUACUGUGGUACAAGAGUCCACAUCAGCGACCUUUUGGACCUUAACCUCAGAGGAACCUGUGUCACCUUUUCUUCAUUGAAACUUAGAUUUGUAAUCAUUUGGCCAUCGGACGUUCACGCUCCCAAGAGUCGAAAUGCCAGACCAGUCACAAGUUCUCCAGGAUAAGGGGGAGCCUGGAACACCCGCAGUCCCGGACAUCAGGGUCAUCUCCAGUGAGGGGGAGGGCAAACUCACUGGAGGAGACACCCUGGAGCUAUGCGACUUGAUUCAAUCAACAGAUGGUGUAAAACAACAACCAGCACAAAGUGAGGACGAUUUGAAACCAGGACUUGAUGAAUCCCAGGUUUCUGUGGAGGUGGGUGUGGCAAAAACAGCACAAGCCCCUGAACCUCUGCGAGCCAGCUCUUUUUUAAAGGGGGAACCCGUGACCCCACGUGAAGACAAGCAACAAACUGACAACAGCGCCGGUGACUCUGAUUACAGCAGCACAAAAUCCAGUCCUGGAUACACUAACAGCGGCUUUAUCAGCGACGAAGAGUUAUCCGAGCUCGAUAAGACCUCCAUGGAAAAGAAAAACCACAUCCCUCCUCUGAAUUUGUCCGAGCUCAAACUGGACUCUACGAACAGUCCCGAUGAUUACAAAGACGAGUCCAAAACAGACUGGACUGACGGACCAAACGGAGGAAACUCACUGGGCUAUGUUUCACCUGGCGUCUACCAACCGAGGGACAGCAUCAGCAGCAGGUGGGACGAAGAGGACGAAGACGAGGACAGGCAGAGCAUACGGUCAAGACGGAGUGUGAAGGAGGGGGUGUGUUGCUGCUAUCAGGUCUUCCACAGGGCCUGUCUGCAGUGUGUGGAGGAGACGCCGGCCAUGCUGUCCGGGCUGGUGCUGUCUUUGGCCUUCUGUGUGGCCCUCAUCGUCCUCAUCCCCACCACAGGACGGGUGAGACACGGAGAGUGUGUGUUUGUGAGCGUAUGAGUGAAAGAGGCAGGGUAAGGUUCAAAGUAGUAGUAGUUUAUUUGAUCCGCACCAGAGUUCGAGGUCAGCGUUCACACCGACCCAAAUGAAACCGCACCAAGGGGGUAAACGCUCCAGGGUUCGGUUCAACCGCACUAAACGAGGGUGGUGUGAACACGCCCUUAAAUAUCAGUUGAUUACACAUCACAUCACUGAAAUCUAACAGUGCUAAUUGGUAGCAUGUCUUUUGCGAUACAGUAAGCUACUGCAUCUGUGAGGUCUUUGUUUCUCUUCGAUGUUUUGUCGUGAGGCGUUGCGCUAGAGAAAGCGGACUGAAGGGUCGGCUGCACAGGCGCCAUGGGCUCCUUCCUCCGCUCGAGGUUUGUAACCUUUUACAUUGUGCACGCUCUGCCAUGAGGCGCUACUUCAGGUGGUGAAAAAGAUUUGAGGUAUUCCCAAAUUCUGCGAGAACAUGUACUCGACAUACUUUUUCUUUACUUUUUCAACUUAGGAGCACAUGUGAUCCUUGUGAAAGAAGUUAGUGUCAAGCCCUGGUGUGGACCCAGGGCAAGUCCCGUUUUCAUUGGCUAUUCGUAUAAUCUACCAAAACAUGGCAGAAUCUCGGUUAUCAAAAAGGAUAUUGACCAUGUUUUAUAUUGAUAUUGAGAGACAUUAAAUUCCGAUAUAUAUCGUUAUCGUUUUAUCGCCCAGUCUAACUUCCAAGGUCAUCUGAAGUAAUUUUAUUGAUAGAUUUCUCUUCGUAUAAUCUCCAAGAGUAAGAAUAUACCAUAUGUAAAAUAUUACAACCUUUGAAUGCUUUGAAAAAAGUCAAGAGAAACCAAAAGCUGGAGAAGAUUCAAAUGACAGUCGAGGAAACACGAAACCUGUUCCCCAAAAUACCUCAACAUGAUCGUAUGUCAGUCACGGUACAUGACCUACUCUGACAGAACAGUGACACACAUUGCAGCAUAUGUGAUGUCUGAAUGUAGGUCAUGAAAAUCCAUGGCAGCAUAUGUGUUGUUUGUUUGUAGGUCAUGACAGUCAAACUUGAAUAAUACAGACUUUUUAAGAUUGUGACGCUGAUUUCUAGUUUUUUGGGUUUUGUGUAGGAUAUCGACGUCCAUGUUGGCGCUCUGUCCAUCUUGUGUGUGGUUCUCUGUCUGAGCGCCAUCCUCCUCAUCUGCCUGCCUUGGCUGGCCACAGUGAGGCGCUGCGGGGGAGCCUUGGCCCUCUUCGUCUGGGGGACUCUGUACAUCACCGCCAUCGUCUUCAUCUUCACUGGCGGGCCGGUCACUGCGUGGGAACAGGUGAGAACGAAGGAAGAAAGCAAAGAUAAAAGAGAGAAGUCGAAUGUUUCUGGUCUUGAUGUUGUUGAUUCUCUCUGUCUGCAGGUGGCGUUUUUCCUCUUCCUCUCACUGAGCGUGUACACGGUUCUUCCUCUCUCGAUGGCGUGGGCACUCAUGGUCGGGAUCGGCACCAGCGUUUCGCACAUCAUCAUUAUCAGUGUUUACGUCCCUGUCACAAAACCAGAGACACCAGAUCUGGCUGUACAAGUAAGGACUUACUGUGUACAGCAACACAUUUUCAGUUUAAUCCAGAGUCUCUGAAUCUUUGAAUGAUAUUUUGGGACUCUAAUCUGAAAUCGUCUGAAACUAUUCGCUUAAACAGUUUCAGACGUCAUUUGCAAAUGGUUUUCCCUCUACAAAUACGUGCUUCUUUGCAUGCGCCACAAAACAGAGAUCAUAUUCAAAUAAAGCGGGUCGAGCUCCAUAGAAUGUCCAAUGAUCUACACUACAGGCCAAAAGUUUGGAAGCAAGGCCAUGACAGGCCGAACAGUUGGGAGUAACUUCAAGUUUUUGUUCAUAAUGCUUUUUUUUAAAUCCAGCUUGAGUUUUAUGUAUCUUGGGAUGUAUUUACUCCAUGAUCAGAUGUUUGCUUUCAUGGAAAUGCACCAUUUUACUCCAUUUACCCUUUAGAGAUACAUUGAUGUUAACAGACCAUUGCUAAAUAUAUGUCAACAAAAUAUAAUAAGGGCUAAGUUUUAAGGUCGAAAACAUUUGCAAGAGUCACAACUUCAAACAAAUCACAGUUGGAUUAUUCACUUCAACUUUUUGGCUUUUGAGAGCCUGCAGACAAAAUUCCUAAUAAAUCUCAACUGCGUUCAAACUACCGCAAAAAUGGCUACAAAGAAGCAACUGAGUCAAGAAACAAAAGUACAGAUUUGUACAUUGAGGAAAAAAGGAUACACAGAAAGAGAAAAUGCAAAACGCCUAAAGGUGUAAGGAGUCCACUACACUCUAAGGAGACUAGAGGAACCUCGAAGUUAUGAUGAUAGAAAAAGACCUGGACGAAAGAGAGUUACUUCAAAAGCAGAGGAUAAACAUAGGAUUGUCACUAGUAAGAGAGAUCGGCGAAAGACGGCACCACAAAUAAGGGAGGAAAUCAACAUGACAGGUCGAAACCCAUAUCUCUGACAACCGUGAAAUGAGGUUUGAGAAAGGCUGGUCUGAAGGGUUGUGUAUCUGCAAAAAAACACUACUUCAUCCACAGAACAAGAAAAAGAGAUAUGAGUGGGCAAAAGCUCACAAAAAUUUGACUUAUGAUGACUAGAAACAAGUUUGAACUGUUUGGUUCAAACCGCAGAGUCUAUGUCCGCAGACAAACUGGUGAACGUCUGAAAGCUCCAUGUGUUACACCCACAAUUCAGCAUGGAGGUGGUAGUUCCAUGGUAUGGGGAUGUUUUGCAGGUGAUAGAGUAGGAGAUUUGUUUGAAGUAAAGGGUAUCAUGAAGAAGGAACAGUAUCACUCCAUCCUCCAGCACCAUGCUGCUCCAUCUGGACCCAGACAUGUGGCUCACAAAAUUGUUUUGCAGCAAGACAAUGAUCCUAAGCACUUUGCCAAGCUCUGUCAGGGUUACCUCGACAAAAAACAAGAGGAAGGUGUUCUUCAAAAGAUGAUUUCGCCCCCUCAGUCUCCAGACCUUUCUCCAAUUGAGCUUGUGCGGGAUGAAUUGGAUCGAUCGGUCAGAAAAACGCGUGUCACGAAUCAGCAGUCUCUUUUUAAUGUAGAAAGCUUGGAAUGCAAUCCCUGGAACAUACCUUAAAAAACUUCGGAUAAGUUACGCUUUACACUAAAGUCAUGUUUAUUGUGUUGCAAAGUAUAUUAAUGAAACUAUGAUCUUUUUAUUUGUACAAAUCUGAUCUUGCUUCCAAACUUUUGGCCUGUAGAGUCAGUAAUAAUCUCCUCAGUUUUCCAUUACCCUGUUACCUGUUACUGAUUAAGUUGGCUUUUCCUUCGCUGACACUCACACUGAUACUCAACAACAAUCCCCCUUUUUUUCCCCCUCAGCUGGUGGCGAACGCCGUGCUCUUCGUCUGCGUGAACUGUGUCGGGAUUUUCCACCUGUGGAUGACCGAGCAUGAUCUCAGGAAGUCCAACCAGAAGAGGGAAAGGUUCAGCGCCAUUCGCUCACAGAAAGACGUGAAGAAAUAUCAGCAGGUGAUAACUCAGAGUCUGUGGAAACUUCAGUGGAUUCUUCUGCACUGUAGAAAUCAAAUCCGGCUCCCCUUUUGUUUGCCUCUCUGAAUUAAAAAUCAUUAUGUGUAAUCUCUUUCAUAAAAGGCUCUUACCUGGACAGCCCGGCUCUGGUUGCUGUGUGCUCUUCUGUCUAUUAGGUCAAUAGAUUAAUCAUUCACCUGUGUGAUGCCAGGCAGCUGUAGACUAGGCAAACCCAGAUGGACAAUAUUCACGGCAGGUAAACAGAUAGAUGAAACACGCUUCACAGAGUCAACACAGCAGCGCUUCAAAGAGCCUUUUGAUGGCCGGCUCCUCUUUUACAGCCGCUCUGAGCAGACUGUCUCCUCUGCGAGAUAGACGGCCAGUGUCCAAACAUACGAGGUCGAAAAAUCUCAUCACCCACACCGCCGUCUCCGCACAAGUCUUAACCCCGGUCUUGUCUCUGUUUCCGCGACAACAGGAGCAGCUCCUCCUAUCAGUGUUGCCACGCUACAUCGCCAUGGAGCUGAAAACGGAGGUGAUAAAGAGGCUUUCCAAGCCGACGGACGAUAAGGAGAACGAAUCCAACUUCCACAACUUUCACAGCUUCUACAUACGACAGCACAAAGACGUCAGGUGACCAUCAAGCUUGUUAGUUUUUCCAAACCCUGUCUGUGGAUGUGGAUGUAAAGUUUGAUGGUGAACAGCUUGGCAUCAAGAUAAAGACUAAUGUCAUUAUGGUUUUACAAGCCCACAACAGAAGUGCUUAGUGUUCAUUUACUCUCUGAUCCAGGUUUUCAUCACACACAUCUGUUGUUUUUGCAGCAUCCUCUAUGCGGACAUUGUGGGCUUCACAAAACUGGCGAGUACCUGCACACCGGAAGAGCUGGUCGCCGUGCUCAACAAGCUCUUCGGGAGGUUUGAUGACAUCGCUAAGGUGAAAACGAUGAUAGACCCAGACUGAAAUCAAAAUUUAAUCUCUUCAGAAAUGGUUGUUUCGUGUCAGAGAUUAAAGGGAUAUUCUGGUGUAAAAUUAAUUUAGGGUCAAACACACCGUAACACCGAGUUAGACAACCCCUCGCGAGAUGAAUGUUGCAGACCGCUUGCUUCUCUAGUUAUACCAACUUUAGUAACGACCGCACGAUAGCAAUACACAGCGGUCUGAGGAGCCAUAAACAAACCUCAACCAAAACGCCACAAAUAAUGCUCAGAACAGCACCUAACUUCAUCAACAGGACAUAUAGGGUCCUAGCCAUAGUACUAGUCAUCAAACAUCUUUUUAGCUUUGACUAAUUUCUUUAGCAAAGAGACUAAACACAACUCACCUACUCUCCUCCAGCGGCCGCUUGUUUGUAGCAAGACCUCAGGCCAGUCCAUUACGGACUACAGCGGGGUGACGCAGCUCAAGGAAGAACAUUUAUGAUUAUUUCUUUAUCAUUUCCUGUGUUCUUCCUUGAGCUGCGAAACUCCGCUGCAGUUUGUAAUGGACAGGCCCUAGGUGUCUAGUACUAUGGCUGUGACCCUAUAUGUCCUGUUGAUGAAGUUAGGUGCUGUUCUGAGCAUUAUUUGUGGCUAUAGAGUGGUGUUUUGAUCGAGGUUUGUCUCCUCCGACCACUGUGUAUUGCUAUCGUGCGGUCAUUAAUAAAGUUGGUUUAACUAGAGAAGCAAGCAGUCAGCAACAUUCAUCUCCCAAGGGGGGUGUCUAACUCUGUGUUACGGUGUGUUUGACCCUAAAUUAAUUUUACGCUGGAAUAUCCCUUUAACGUCCAUGUCAGACUCACAGUCCUCUUCUCCUGCUUGUAGAAGAACGGCUGUCUCCGCAUCAAGAUCUUGGGCGACUGCUACUACUGUGUGUCCGGUCUACCUGACCCCAUCCCCACCCACGCUAAGAACUGUGUUCAGAUGGGGCUGGACAUGUGCAGAGCCAUCAGGUCAGUUUAUUCAAAUCUAUGAAAAACACUUUCCCAAAACAGAAACUUUGUUCUUGGUGAUGAUGUGUUUCUUUUAUUCGUAUCGACAUUUAUCUCCAGCCACAGGAAUGAAAGGCAUUCAGCGUGUUUAAUUUGCAUAUGUACAGCUUGUGCUCUCUUGUGUAACUUCCUCAUGAGUCAGCUGGCACUUUUAUUUGAUUCUGUUUGGAGGACGAAACUGAAAAAAUCCCUGCAUGUGAGAGAACUAAAGCAGCUCAUUUAAGCAGUUUUGAAAGUGAAAUGCAUCUGGACUCAUCCUCUGUACUUCUGAGCCAUCUUGUUGUUUGGGUUUAUUCUGUAAGGUAGUUAAUGAUAAGUCGGGGAACUUUUCAAAUGGCGGAACAUUUUCGAAGUGAAAACGAAUUUUAUUUCUGAAAAUAUCGGCGAAAAUCAGCGAGUUUUGGCCGAUUACCGAUUAGUCUCAAACAAGCUCAAAUUGUCUGAUUUAAUCGGCGCACUGAUAAAACGGUCCAGUCCUGAUUUUAACCUUUAUUUGUGGAUGCAGGGAGAAUUUGAGCCUAUACAGUGAUUUCCACUACAGAGUCAUGUCUGUUUUUUAUCAUUACCUAACUUUUUUUUUAGUAUUUUGCCGAAGCCAACCCUAACUGAUUUUGCUGUCUUUGCAGUAGGGCUGGGCGAUAAACCGAAAAUUACCAAUACCAAAAUUUACGACAAUAACCAACGUCAUUUGCUCAUAUCUGUAUAUUUGGUGUUAAAAAAAAAUAGAUAAAUAAAAGUUGGUUUUGGAUGCGUGUAGGUAGGUUUUGGUCUCAUGUCCCUUUAAGACGCUGUCCUACGUCAGAGACGUGACUCCACUCCAUAUAGUCUUUAACAAAGAGGGAAAGACAGGUGAGGAGAUGGAGGACGGUUCAAAAGUUGUAGCGGCUGAAGUAGACAAAGUUAAUGUGGGAGGGGGUGAGCAGCUUGUGGAGUAGUUAUCGAGGUGAACUGAUCAAUAUAUUGUGAUAUUGAUUUGAGGCCGUAUCGUCCAGCCCUAGUUUCAUCUUGCAGGAUUUUUCAUUGAAUAUUAGCUGUAAGUGAUUUGCAAACCAUUCAAAUCUGCUUCAUCCAUGUUUCUCCUUCUCUUUUCUGUCUCGCUGUAGUAAACUGAGAGACGCAACAGGGGUCGAAGUCAGCAUGCGCGUUGGGGUCCACACCGGCAACGUGCUCUGCGGCGUGAUCGGCUUGCAGAAGUGGCAGUACGACGUGUGGUCACAUGACGUCACGUUAGCCAAUCACAUGGAGUCUGGAGGCCUACCUGAGUAAGAAACACCUGCCCAGAGAGAGAAUCACUCAUAUUUGUAGAGCUAUUUUGACUCUACAGGGUUUAAUCGAUCGAUACUUGUUAUUGAUAGGCGAGUCCACAUCACAGAGGAGACAUUGCAGCACUUAGACGGAGCGUUCCAAGUGGAGGACGGGGACGGGGGGAGUCGGGAUCCUCUCCUGAAGGGACGAAAAACCUUCCUGGUGAUUGACCCUCACAAGCAGUACAGCAUUUCCAGGAAACCCAAAGCGGUAAGUCUGAAGUCAUCUGAAGUCGAUGUUUGUCGAGAAAAGCGGAAUCCUGGAAUCUCUUUUCAUUCAUUUCAGGUGACCAAUUUGGCGACAGCCGAGCCCAGGCAGCGAGCGUCGGUGCGCAUGUCUCAGUACCUGCAGUCCUGGAGGACCAUCCACCCCUUCGCAGACCUGAGCAACCCCGAAGCGUCUCCGACCAAGAAGAGGAAACUGCCGAGAAGCAUCACCAACGUCAUGAACCGAUCACAUCAGUUCGCUGUGAGUCCUCGAUCUUCUUCUCCUGACGCAGGAACACAAAGAUGAUUCUUUCAAACUUCCUCCUCUUACUGUAUCUGUCCCUCACCAGCGUUUGUGUGUGUUUUAGGUGAGACAACCUCGUCAGAGCCAUCCCUCCAGGUGAGUUUUUACACGUGUGGAUAAUUCAGAGAAAAUUCUAAAAUAUGAAUAACGGCUGGUUUGAUUUUUAAGAGUCUUAUUUGGUUUGUUGAAGUACAAAAAAUAUUUUGUUUAUCCGAGAUCAACCAGUCAAUAAUUCUCCGUGUUUAGCCCCAGUUUGGCAGUUAACAGUUUUACCGGGUCACUGGACACUCUGGACACCGCAGGGUAAGAGUUUCUAUCGUCAAAAAAUCAAGUUCUUGUUCUUCUUUCCUCUCCUUCGCCUCUUCUUCAUCUGAUUUCUGUUUGUGUCUUUUUUCGUGAAGGAGGAGAUUGAAGAAGCUGAACUGUUUGACUCUGCUGUUCAACGACCUGAGCCUGGAGAGACAGGUAGAGACCGCGUUAAUUCAGCUUUAAACCACACAGAGACGCUCGUUCAUGGCGUGGUAAGAAAAAGACACGAUCACUCUGUCUCCCUCUUGCAGUUCCGCUUCUCAGAAGUCACGGGUUUACAUCAGUCCAUGAGCUGCAUCGCUUUAAUCUUCGUCACUAUAUUUGCUGUUCAGAUGCUCGUCUCCAAGAAGUGAGUAGACCCAAACACGAGCGAAAGACAGGCGUGUUCAUUAUCGUUUAGCCUAAACAACGGUAGAUUCAGCUCGCUCUUCUCUCUGCUGCGUCCUGUUUCAGAAACUUUGAAAUGGCGGUGUCUUACGGUGUGACUUUCCCCGUGAUGGUGCUGUUUCUGUCCAUCGCUUUCACCGGAUACUUGGAGGUAAACACACACGUACCUACACCUAACUCUACUCAUUUUCACCUUUUAUUCGGUCCGUCUUGCACACCUGUGGCGUAGCUUUUCCAUUUUGUGUCAUUAAUCUGUUUGGGUGUUACUUUUUACACGGCUUUAUCGUCACAAAAUGACCCAAAAGUUACGCCCAGGCUAGCCCCAUAUUCAGCCCCGUCGACGUGUGUUAGCUUGUUGAUCGUCUUGUGUUUGCUCACAGAAAUGGCGCACGAAGAUGCCGGUGGGUAUUCAGUGGAUAUCAGGGCUGUCCCGAGGUGUGUCCACCAGGGCGGCGCUGCGGCUGUUUGUUGUCAGUCUCUGCGUGCUCAUAACGCUCCUCAUGGCCAUCCUUAACUUUGUGAGUUUGUCAUUCAGAGGUUUUCUUUUUUCCCGAUUCCUGACGUUUAUUUCAAUCGAUUUAUUUCUGUUUUUCUUCUUCUCUUGUUUUUUUCGUCUUCAGUUCUUUCUUCCGGGAAAAAACUGCACAGCCAUCGUCAACAGGACCGAACUGGAAGAACUGCAACUGCACACUGUGCCUGUGAGUACCUGAAGAUGACCGACCAAUACAAACAUCAGAAAAAGCAGAUUAGACUCUCACAUUUGGAUGAACCAAGCCUUCAACCAAAGAUUUUAGCUGUUGCUGAUGAACAGUUGGUACAAAAAUCAUCCUGUCACGUGUGACUCAUUAAAAAACCACAUUUCUCCUCCUGACCCCGCCCUCUGUCUCCAAACAUGCAGUACUACCUGUACUGCUGUCUGCUGGCCAUGCUGGGAGUCAUCGUGUUCGUCCGCACGUGCAUGUCGGUGAAAACGCUUCUGCUCACGCUGGCCGUGGUGGUUUACCUCGCCCUCUUCCUGCACGUCUACGCCCCGAGGUCCCACUGCCUCAUCGACCUGCUUUACAACGACACCAAGUGAGCAAAAGAGCGAACGCAGUCACAUGGAACAUCAGUCUUUAAGUUGUCAGAUUUUGGAUACUGGGAGGAAUAAAAUACUUUUAGUUUUUUUUCACUUUUUCAGCAUUUUACAAAGAAAAAUAGUCAGAGAGGUUAAGUUCUAGCACUUUCUUACACACAGUUUACAUCAUUUUUGUAUGAGUUUGCAGAAACAUCUUACUAUAUUUAGAUUUAAACACUCUGUCUUUUCAACAUCAUAUAGACUAGGGUCCGACCGAUUUAUCAGCGAACUGAAUUAAUCGGCCAAUUUUAGCCCAUUUGAGACUAAUCGGUAAUCGGCCAAAACUCGCCAAUUUUUGCCGAUAUUUUCAGAAAUAAAAUGCAGAGAAUAAGAUUCACUCAAACGAAAAUGUUCCACCAUCAACCGAGUUUGAUCAGUCGGUCUUCUUGUCAGCGUGAAGAGCAGUAGCCUACAGUAGAUAUACAGUAUAUAUACAUUUUUAUAACUUAAUAAAAAUUUUAAAAAAAUUGGCCAAUUAAUCGGUAAUCAGAUUUUUUUCCCCCCUAAUAAUUGGUAUCGGCAUCGGCCCCAAAAAAUCCAUAUCGGUCGGGCCCUAAUAUAGACUAAUCCUUAUUAUUCGGAAAACGGAUAAAUGAAUGUAGAAAAAUUCAAAAUGUUGCAGGUUGUACAGAUUUCUUUUUGUUGACUAAAGUAAGUUUUUAAUUUGCUGUAAAAACUUCUCAAAACAUGCGCCUGUUGUGUAAAUGUUACACAUUUUUUCUACACUUGAUAUGAGGCCAGUACAAAAACUUUUGCCUCUGUGGUGCAUUUUUACAACAGAGGAUUGGACCACAUACGAGAAAAUUAAGAUUUUGAGAUUUAAUUCCUAAAUUUACGAUAUGAAGUCAUAGUUUUACAAAAAAAAAAAAGUUGAAAAUUUACCAGAUUAAAUCAAAAUUUAAAGAAAAUUAAAUUUUGAAUUUUUUAGAAUAAUGUUAUAGGUUCACAAAAUUUAAGAAGAUGAAGUUAUAAAUUUAUAAUAUUCCAAAAAAGCAGUUUUAUGAGAAUGAACUCAUAUAUUUGAUAAUUUGAUAAAUUAAAGUUGUCAAUUUACCAGGAUAAAGUCAAAAAGUAAUGAGAUAAAAAUUAUAGAUUGAUAAGAAAUUAGCCUGAAAUUAUGAGGAUACCAUUUUAGAUUUAUGCUUAUAUAGAGUGGUCAAGUUACAAAAUAAAGUGACAAAUAAAAGCAGUAAAUUAAAGAGAAUAAAGUCAUAAAUUUAAUAAAUAUCAAGUAUCAAUUUUAUGAGAAUUUUUAAGAAUAAUGUAAAUUUACACGAUUAAAGACAUUAAUUUUACAAGGAUAAGGUAGACAAUUUGUGAGACGUUCACCAGAAUUAUUUUUAUAAAAACAACUUUUUGUUAAACUUGAGAGUUGAAGCUGAAAGUGGAACCAGGAGGUCUCAGGAGUCCAUUUUCCACUCCUCCACGUUCGUUCAGAUCUAUCUUUAGUCCGUCCGUCUCUCAGCCGAGGUGUUGAAUUCCCGCCUUUUGUCUCCACUCUCAGCUCGGAUUGUCGCGGCUCGCCUGGAGUUUCACAUCAGCAUCUUUUAUUCAGGAGCUUCUUACAGACCGGAAUUACUCUGAGACACGAGACACUCGAGUUUUGAGAGUGAUGUAACGGAAGGAAAAGAGAAAGAUGUUAGUUUACGAGUGAUGACAAGAGUUCACAGAGAUGAAAACGUAUUUUUGUGUGUUUUCUCACAGACCAGGGGUUCUCAAAGACCCUCAGAUCAUGUCCGGGGUCUGGCUGGUCAUCUUCUACAUCGUCUGCCUCGUUCUGGCCAGACAGGUGUGUGUUUUUUCAGUCACUCAACGAAGGAAAGAGAAAUGUGUGGUUUUAGAUUUUAGAAAGAAAAGUUUCUGAUUUCUGUCUCAGGACGAGCUGAGCAGCCGUGUGGACUUCCUGUUGGAGCGUUGCUUCAUGGCGGAGAGGGAGGAGAUGGAGACCAUGGAGAACGUCAACAAGCUCCUCCUGCAGAACGUCCUGCCGCUUCACGUCGCCUCUUUCUUCAUGGGCAAAACUGUUCGCAACCAGGUACGCGUGACCAAACCCCGCAGAGAGGAACAGACCGACUUCUCUGUACGCUGUCGUUUCAUUUCACAGCGUGUGUGUGUGUGUGUGUGUGUGUUUCAGGACCUGUACAGUCAGUCCUAUGACUGCGUGUGCGUGAUGUUCGCCUCGGUGCCUCAGUUUAAAGAGUUUUACAGCGAGAGCAGCGCCAACAGAGACGGUCUGGAGUGUUUGCGCUUCCUCAAUGAGAUCAUAUCGGACUUUGAUGAGGUACGAGGAGGAAGAGGAUGUUAUAAUCAGCCUGAAGCUGGAACAUCUCGCCUCUAACUGCGCUCUUUUUUAUUUACUUCCUGUGUGUCCUGCAGCUCCUCUCGAAGCCCAAAUUCAGCUCCGUGGAGAAGAUCAAGACCAUCGGCAGCACCUACAUGGCUGCUGCGGGGCUCACACAGACGCCUCAAGGCGACGAAACAAAGGUUUGAUUAGUCUCUGAAGACGCCUGAAGAGCAGACGGUCUGACACUCAGUCACUCAUUAACAUGGUCUCUUGCGCCCCCUGCAGAAAGUGGAGAUGUCCUACAGCCACGUUCGCUCCAUGGUGGAGUUCGCCAUCGCUCUGAUGGGGAAACUGGAGCUGAUCAACACGCACUCCUUCAACAGCUUCAAACUCAGGAUCGGUGAGAAAAUCACGACAGCUUCAAGAUAAAGAAACAACCAGAUUAUGUUUUUGGAAUGAAAGUUGUUGACAAACUUUGAUUCUCGCAGGAAUAAACCACGGACCGGUGAUCGCUGGCGUGAUCGGAGCUCAUAAACCGCAGUACGACAUCUGGGGGAACUCUGUGAAUGUGGCAAGCAGGAUGGACAGCACCGGCGUCUUGGACAAGAUCCAGGUGAGAGAGGAAACGAGGUGGAAAUUUGGAAGAAAUAGGAAUUGAUCCCAACAGGACUUUGUCUAAAAAAACACAUAAAUCUAUAGUGACCAAGCCUUUCCUCACCUGCACAUCAUUCCGUUAAGUCUUGGCUAUCAGGAGAAGAAAUAUUGGGAUUGGAACAAACGCAAAACAGGAACUAUCUACAUAUUUACACUCAUUCUUGAGGACCAUUAUUUCUUAUUUUGCAGACAAGCAGGGAACUUUCUUGUCCCUCGUUGAUCUUUGGUUGACUCUUGUUGGACACUACCAUCAAGGGAAUAAUAGAAGAAGAAUAUGAGAGCAUGUAAUUGGUUGAAUGUUUGAGAGAAAAAGACGUCAUCAAAACCAGGGCCCGAAUGAUAUGGAUUUUUGGGGGCCGAUGCACCUGACACUCCUCCUUGUUUUCUUCUUUCCUUUCCGCUCCCAGGUGACGGAGGAGACGGCACAGAUGGUGGAGAGCGUGGGAUACGGCGUCACUCUCCGAGGAGUCAUCCACGUCAAGGGGAAAGGAGACCUCAGCACGUACUUCGUCAACACGGACCAGACGUCUCCUCAGUUCUGACCUCAGACUCAGACAUAAACUGUUAAUGUUUGAGUUAAACACGUGCACUACAUGAUAUUACUGAACUACGCAGACUAAAUAUCAAACCAUCAUGCACAUUUGCACUGACUCUACGGUGGAGCCCAGAGCUGCCUCUGUCUUUAGGAUGAGACACUAAAUAAGAUCCUGAAACCCCGGCGAGAUGAAGACUACAUCUGUGGACUGAAAGCAGGAAGCUUUCUGCUAAUGGACCAUUAAAUGGAUGUCUCUGUACUGUAUCCGCGUUAACCUGUGAAGCUACAUUCCCCUACUGCACCUUUUCACUGAAGUUAGCUCACACAACAUGAAGUCUGAUCUGGAUUGUUCUUUUCUUCUUAGAUUCACUCCAUGAAAUUCACCGUGUGAUACUGACUUAUUUAUUUUUGAAGAAAUAACCUUUUUGAGAUUUACAAUAGGAACAGGAAAUGCGGGUGUUUAUUUUAUUGUAUGUUACGGUGGCCGAGAACCGCCACUGCUGCAAUUAAAAAAAGAAUGCAAAAAAAAAGAAGUCACAACAGAGGUUAACGAUGCAAAAAAAAAGUUACCGAUGCAAAAAAAAAAAAAAACGGUGCAGAUUAAAAAAAAAAAAAUGCCACAAUGGAAGUUACCGAUGCAAAAAAAAAAGAAACAGUGUAGAUAAAAAAAAGCCACCAUGGGAGGUAAAAAAAAAAAAAAAAAGAGAUAGAAACGGUGCAGAUUUUAAAAAAAAGCAACAAUGGAAGUUAACGCAAAAAAAAAGUGGCAAGAAAUAAAAAGUUACUGUGAAAAUUAUGGGAUGCAAAUUAAAAAAGCCACAAUGGAAGGUAUCGACGUAAAAAAAAGAAAAGAAACGGUGCAGAUUUUUAAAAAAAAAGCCACAAUAGAAGUUAACAACGCAAAGAAAAAAAAGUGUCAAUGAAAAAAAAAAUAUUGCGAAAAUAAAGGGAUGCAAAUAAUAAAAGCCACAACAGAAGUGAGCUGCCGGGGACCAAUAAUCAUGAUGCAUUGGUGUUUUACAAUCUAGGCACAGAGAAUGACGGUGAGAAGACGAGUAAAGUAGUAAUCGAAAAGGUUAUUGUUUAAUUUCGCUUAGUAAACUCCUUUUAUUUUUGCUGUAAGUAACUUUUUUUUUCCGUCGCCACUUUUUUUUUGCGUCGUUAACUUCCGUUGUUUUUUUUUUUUUAAUCUGCAACUUUUCUUUUUUUAUUUGCAGUGCUCAGUUUCUUUUUUUUGCAUCGGUAACUUCCAUCGUGACUU